This is a messenger RNA of Tigriopus californicus, 2765 nucleotides long. RefSeq lists its product as uncharacterized. The coding region runs from base 964 to 2322 and encodes 452 amino acids. The transcript has 2 exons. NCBI's taxonomy places the organism in Eukaryota, Metazoa, Arthropoda, Copepoda, Harpacticoida, Harpacticidae. The record is from RefSeq and is a predicted model, not a curated record.
CAUUGAACCUCAUUCAGGCUUCAGUAUUUAUGGACUCGUCGACGAGUACCAGUCGUUUAGACGGUGACGAAAGACACCAAGUGCAAAGCAACAAAAACUCCUCGGGAAAAAUUAGGACCACGGCAUCAAGGCCUCGCAUGGAACAUUACCAAUUAGUACAAAAUCAGUCUUCGAAGCAUUGGUUAAUUCAUAUUUUACUCCUUGACUGCUGAUUGUCUAAUUGAGAUCCUUUCAAUGCAAAUUUCGCGGGAGGGCUGCCGACCUUUUGAGACCAAACCAUUCUCCACUUCGCGAAGCGCCGACAUUCUAACUAAAUCUGGAGCCUAGUUCCAACGAAAACAAUCGCUUUCACGGGAAGAAGCCACAUGCACUACCUGCGUACCACGCUACCACAUAAAUGAGGCUCGCUGUCAUUACGUUAUCUUCUCUGGGUCCAUUAACCUUUCCCAGAGCUCUUCUCGGCAAGCAAAGAUGAACGUUUCACGGCCAAUGAUUUGUCUAGGCCCUAUUCCUCGACUCAUAUCAAUUCACCUAUCAUCAUGCUGGUACUAGCCGCGUCUCAAUGUCUGCUCUUUACAAAGACUGCGGGAUUUAAUCAAGAAAGGAAUGAGGAGGAAUCGGGAAAGCUGUCGUCAAAAAUAACUCAGGAAAUCCAGCCCAAAGGACACUUUCAUUAAGAAUUCAUUUUUCCGAAACUUUGCUUUUACCCUUGGGGUUAAGAACGACCUCACAGUCUUUAUCGAUAGCUUUCAGUAUUUUUCCCCCAAGAGAUAUUCCAGAGCCCCCCUGGACCAAAGACGGCUUUUAUCUUAUCCAAGCUCCAUACAUCUGACGACAAGAAACCAAUUUUGUACAACCAAUAUAUAUUCGUGGAAAUUCGAGGCAAUCGCUUUGCAUGCACCAGAAUCUACUCGGCCUAACUGGUUGCAAAUUGAAAGAGGAUUCUCGUUUGCGGAAAGGACCAUGGCUAAGGCUGCCUCAUUCCGAGACAUUCUAAACUCUUCUAUCUCACCGCAAAUAGGAGUCAUAUGUGUUCCCAAUGCCUCUGGGGAGGGCUUUCAAACCGAUUUGACCUACUUGAGUGAUACCGGGGAAGUUUUGGAGUACCCACCUUUCCCCCCACGUGUUUCUGGAACACAAAUUCGUGUGAAAGAGUUAGUUUUGAUCUGCUUAGCGCUGCUCCUACUCAUCUGCUCCAUUCUACUAUUUUUCAAGCAUUGGAAAAAGAACUACAGGGACAUCAACCAACUGCCGUAUUAUGCAUACUUGUACCAGAAAGAUCCCGAGGAUUUCAUUGAUCCCCUGCUUCCUCCUGUGAGUGUUCCGCCUCUGUCCCCAGUCCCUCCCAUCUUGCCUCCCACCACGUCCUCCAUCGACUUCAUGAGGACGCUAAGAGGAAAGUCGUGCGAUAACAUGUCUUCGUUUGCUUUUGACGAUCUGGGGACAUCAUUCGCCAAGGAUAUUCCACCCAGCUCCUCAACGUCAACAAGUCGAAAGUUCAACAUGUCACGUUCCCAUUCGGUUCGGGCCGGAUCCGGAAAUGGUGCUGGUCAUCACAUCAAACUCAGCAACUUGGUGAUGGCGGCUCAUCAAAAGUCCAAAACCCUCUCUCGAACGGGCACUGAGCCAGCUCUUUGGGGCCCAUCGGGAAAGUUGUCGGCAGGAUGUGGAAAUCCCCGCUCAAGUUCGAAUUUUGUGCCUGGCUCGCCAAGUUCGGGAGGUCGAUGUCGUCCUGCACGAAUGAUGCCCCCCAAAAGAGCUGCUUCCGAUGUCCAUGUUCGUUUUAAUAACUGCAAAUUGGAUUUGAUGCGACGCAUCCAAACUGGGCCCGAGCUACCUGAAGAAGGCAAUGGAACCAGUUUUUGCUCUCCAUCUGUCCACGCAGAAGGUAACCACGAGCCAUUCGAAUCCCCCAAAACGAGUCGACUCCCCAGUCAGCCGAGAACUUUGUCCAAACUCGUCACAACUUCCUCCUUAAACUCAUUCAAACGCUAUUCUGAUCCUGGCGCCGGCCACGAUGAAAAUGAACCCACGGACUUGGAGCUUGAGAGCGAGCCGGAAACUAGGCUGAAGGCCAUCUCCCCCGUGCCUCCUAUGUCUAAUCAAGUCAAACAACAAGACUCCCCAAGUGGGUGCUCAAAAAGUUUUGCCAUUGAAUUGGGCCCGCUCAACGCCAGGUCCAAAAGGAAAUUGACGGAUAUGAGCAGUUUUCACUCUCCCGCCGUGGAAGACCCCUUGCCCCUUCAAACAUGGAUUCAUCACUCGGCUGGCUCUGGAAAUCAGCCUACCAGUACAUCAAGCAAGAAGGCCACGGUGGUAUGAAUCUAUCUGACACAAGUGCAACGAGCGUACUCGCUCUACUGUCUCCUGCACUUCUCAUCGCCGUAUUUCAAAGGAUUAGCACAAAUUGGUUGUCACAAGUUUGCAGCCUCUAGCUUGGAGUUCCAAAUUGUUAGCUUCCAGCGCUCGUUAUUUUUGACUUAGAUAACGGGCACGUAAAAUUUACAUUCCUAGGAUGUGCGCUAUGUGCGAAUGUUCAUACUAUUUUCGUCCAUUGGGAUCCUCCAAGUCUGUGGUUAUUACUAAUGUAAUGGUUCCAAUGUAAUAUUAUGAAGACAUAAAAGGAAGUACUUUAAGCAAAUACCUUUUCAAGACAUGUGAGCGUAAAGAAGGGUUGAACAGUUUUGCCUCUUACUCAGGAUUGAAUUUUUCUAUUUUUGUUGCCAUGCUAUUGUUGAAAAUGACAAUAAAAGUUACCACGAUUA